Molecule: messenger RNA, 5173 nt
Organism: Passer montanus (Eurasian tree sparrow)
Lineage: Eukaryota; Metazoa; Chordata; Aves; Passeriformes; Passeridae
Gene: ASB11
Product: ankyrin repeat and SOCS box containing 11
Exons: 7
Coding region: 285-1145 (286 amino acids)
Biological process (GO): protein ubiquitination; positive regulation of protein catabolic process; intracellular signal transduction
Molecular function (GO): protein binding
Source: RefSeq, a predicted model, not a curated record
CUGACACGUGGUGAACAGCAGUUUUUCCUUCAAGCAGGUUCUUACUGAAGUGCCUUGAAAUUCAGCAGGCCAUAACAUAUUUUUAUCUGCAAGUUUCCAUUUGCAGAAAGCCAUUAAGGAUAAUCUUACAAAAUGUAAAAUCAUGUGAUGUUGUUGCUGGGGCACUGUAUCAUAUUACAGCCAGAGCUUCACAACCUUUUCUCUUUGCAGUGCAGCAGCACAGCAGCAGCAGCAGCAGGGCUGCAUAAUUUAUCUGUAGGCAUUUAAAAAGAGCACUUUCAGUCAUGUCACUCCCAGCUGAGCAGGGGAGAUGUGCUCCAUAUGGGAACUAUAUUUGCCACACGUUUCAGGGAGGCAGCUGGGCAGACCGAUCCCCUCUUCAUGAUGCUGCCUUCCAGGGACGCCUUCUCUCUCUGAAAACCUUGAUUGCACAGGGUUUCAACGUGAACCUGGUGACCACGGACCGUGUGUCUGCUCUCCACGAGGCCUGCCUGGGUGGCCACGUGGCCUGUGCCAAGGUGCUGCUGGAAAACGGUGCCCAGGUGAAUGCAGCCACCAUCGACGGGGUCACUCCCCUGUUCAACGCCUGCUGCAGUGGCAGUGCAGCCUGUGUCAGCAUGCUGCUGGAAUUUGGAGCCAAGGCACAGCUGGGGAACCACCUGCCCUCGCCCAUCCACGAAGCAGUCAAGAGAGGUCACAGGGAGUGCAUGGAGACCCUCCUGGCCCAUGAGGUUGACAUUGACCAAGAAGACCCACAGCAUGGGACCCCUCUGUACAUGGCCUGCACGUACCAGAGAACAGAAUGUGUCAAGAAGCUUUUGGAGCUAGGAGCCAAUGUGAACGUGGGGAGGCGACUGGACACCCCCCUGCACGCGGCAGCGCGCAAAUCCAGCGUGGAGAUAGUUGUGCUGCUGACAGACUAUGGUGCUAACCCAAAGUGCAGAAAUGCUGACCUCAAAUGUGCCCUGGAUCUUGCCACACCCCACAGCAAAGUGGAGCAGGCACUUCUGCUUCGGGAAGGUCCUGCCAGCCUGGCCCAGCUGUGCCGGUUGUGCAUCAGAAGGCAUCUGGGUCGGUCGUGCCUGCACACAAUCCCCAGGCUGCACCUGCCCGAGCCACUGCAGAGCUUCCUCCUCUAUCGAUAAUCUGGGGCUGCUUGGGACUGGAAAAGAAAGAGGAACAAAUGGUUGUUUACUCCAAGAUUAUUGUAUCAAAGGAAAAAAAAAAUCAAAGGCAUCAUUUACUGUCUUCUGUGGCUACCAAACAUUGGCUGCUAUAUGACAGUGAAAAUUGAAAACACCUUUUCACAGGCAGUGAAUGGUAUCAUGGAUACAGUUCCCUCACAAUCUAUUGCCACAUGGAUUCACACCAGCCUGAGAAGUUCUAGAACAUAAACAGCUCACUUGACAUGUUUUUGUAGGUGCAAAUACACACGUCCACUCACCCAUUUAGGCACAGAGAUAUCCCCUGUAUUUAGGGCUAUAUUUAUUUGUGCAGUAUCUGUGCAGCUUCUUCCCUUUGUCUGUCCAAUCUCAAUGUCAAAAUCAAGGCAGUGGAUAUUUUUCUUCCAUUAGUAUGUGAAAGUGAAAGCUUUCAGUGACAAACAUCAGAGGUAUACAAUAUACUGCACAUCUUUUAUCAGCUUUGAUUUUGCAUCCUCUCAUCUCCUUCCUAUUGUCUGCUGCAGCCCUAUCAAUUUCCAGUAGUCUCUGGCUGUCCAGCCACUGUACAUCUCUGAGCCCUGAGCACAGCUAUCCCCAGUGCUAACACAUCUUGUCCUUGGAGGUACAAGUGAUGCUAUGAAAGCAAGUGCGGGGGUUUUGAGUAAACCCACAAAACUGUGUGAAAGUCUUAAAAAAUCCUUUCAUCUCUUCCAGAAAAAAUCCUUACGAAGUUAUGUCACCUGAGAUCUGGCUGUAUUCACUACAUGAACAUUUUUUCAUAGCUUAAUUCCAUGACAGAACUGCAAAUGUUUUUAUAGGCAUAGUAGGUGAUAUUUCAAUGUCCAUCCUUUGCAAGGUUUAAAGAAAAACAAAGGAAAUAGUGCUCCUUUUUUUUUUUUUUUGGCUUUGUACGCUUUGACAUUUCUCAAGGUAAGUCCUUGGACUGUGGAGCUGGAGAGAAGCAGGGCACUAAAGAUGAUUGUGCAUCACCCAAAUGUUGUCCUUGUCUAAUUUUCCUCACCAGGAGUGGUUUGCAGCCUUGUUUGCUCCCUUGCCCCCUAUUCUAGAGGCUUUAAUUACUUCCCUAGAAGAAAAGAGUUUCAGAGUGUUAUAAUUGUCCAUUGUGGUAUUAGUUUAAAUAAUGUGAGGAUUAGUAGCUUGGAAACAGCAGGGCUGAAAGCAUGCACCUCUUUGAGCUGAAAAAUGUGGUGUACAGUGACACUUGCAGUGCCUGUUUGACUUUGUAAAGAUUUGUUUAUUUUUCUUGGGCAGGUUCUUCUGGGGGACAAAACACUUCUUCAGAGCCAAGUUUUGGUAAACUUCUGCCAUGAGACAGGCAAUGGUGUUUCACUAGUUGUAGCAAAAUGGGAAGCAGAAUUAAAAGGACUCUGUCUCCAGCCUGUUCAACUUCACAGGUCCAAGAGGCUGCUGACACAUUUUCAGGCUGUGAAAUGUACUGGUUUCUUUAGGAGUUAACCAUGCUGGCACCAAUUUUCACUGCCCAUACAUCUUAAGUCAGAGAGAAUUUGCCUCCUGGAGUCUGGACACAGGACUGGCUUCCAACAGCAUCCAGGCUCCUGUUCCUGCUCCAGCAGCAGCAGUCUCUGCUUCAAUGCUAAUAAUCCCUUAAUGUCACCCUGACAGUUUUCUGAGACAAAGGUCUAAUGUUUCCCAUACUUCUUUAUGAUUAAUUCAGCACAAGUAAGAUAAACUGAGCUCUCAGCAGCUCAUGAGACUGGACCUUCAACAUUACAGCCAAAAACGGAUGCAGUUCUCAGCCUGUGUUUGCACAUAUUGAAUGUUAUCUGAUGGCAAGAGCUAUUGCCCAUAAAGUUGUCAGUGACAUCAUUGACCUUGUAUGGUAUAAUACAUCAUGAAACUCAGAGAUUUGAGCACUAAAUUCUCAAGAGCCUUUGAAAAUCAAAUACUAUCAAGAAAGAAACGUCUAUAUUAAUCUGAUGUCAGCAGGUCCCUCUCAGUUCUAUCUUUACUGCAAACUCAUCUGCUCUGCUAAUAAUGUGGCAGUGAGAAUACAAUCUGCUCUCUAAACAGAGACAGAGGCUCAGCUGUGUGAGUUGUCAGACUUGCACUGCAGUCGGGGACUAAGGCAAUUUAUGGGAUCCAUUUCAAAAUGUGUAAUGCUGAAUUGAUUUCCUUCUGUGAUCAUCAAUGAAAGCAGUAUUUCACUUGCAUAGGAUUUUAAAUUGAAAAAAUGUAUCUCCAUUAAGAAAAUGCAGUCUACUCAGCCUCUCAGAAAGUUUUAUCUCAAGAAGCAGGAGAAGGUGCCCUAUAUUUAUUCCUGAUAUUAGCUUCCCAUCAAAAAAUCACCUUACCUUUCCUUCUUCCUGGAGACUUACUUCUCUCUGAAAUUCUGUAUAUCAGAGAGUCUGACAGCUUUAAUAAAUUAGAAGAGAAGUUCAGAAGUCUCCUGAGAUUAAGAAAUUUCAUUAGAAACUUUACCUAGACUUUCUUGCUUUUACCUCAAAUUAUGAAGUUACUCAUUUAAUUCUCAUUGGCUGUGCUUUGUGUCAUAACAAUGCAUGGAAGUACUGAGGAAAUAGCUGGAGGAAGUAUUUAAUUUUUUUUUUCAAAAAUGCCAUCUCAUGUGACGAUAAGGAAAGACGGGGACAAUUUUCUAUGAGGCUAUUGAGUCUUGGUGAUUUUUCAAAAUGAGUUUGGAAAACAUCUGUCAGCUGCUUUUCUGAAGGUAGGAGAAGGGAAAUUAAUCUCACAAAGUCUCUUUUCUUUAAAAAGUGGUGUCUGUCAUUCUAGGAUCAUUAAUUAAAAAAAAAAAAAUCGGUUGUUUGGGUAAGGUAUGGUUUGCCUGGGGACAUUUUUAUGUGCUGCAAUUCCACUGCUAUACAGUGCUCUCUCAGUCUCCUGCCCAAAACCUGGCUCCACGGGUUUCCCUGUAGCUUGAGAUUAACUUUUCUCUGCGAGCAUUCUGGCCAAUGGGCCACGUCCUCGGGGACAUACAACAGUGAGCAUAAAUAGGCUGACACAUUCUGGGAGGGCUUAAUAAACAGUAUUUCUUAAGGUAGCUAGGAAAAGAAGUUUCAUUCUGAUUUGGCUCCAAAAAGAUCUGUUUUGAUCUCCUGACCAGCCUGCUGGGUUCAGGGUGAUCUCUGUUCCUACAGGACAACUCUGCUAUUGGCAUUAACCAUCCUCCAUCCUCUUUAGGACUCAGCUUUUCACAGCAGAUCUGUCAACCCCUGAAUUUCUGUCUGUCCAGUUGAAUUUGUCAUUCACAGGGUGAAAUUAAAAAGUGUAGGGAAAUGCUAGAUUGUUGAAACUUGUUAUACUGUAGGAACUGAAAUUCCCCUCAUCUGCCUUGAGGUGCCAACACCCACCUUCCCAGGCAGAUGCAGGUUGUGAGGGAGGCUGUCUGUCUGUCUGUCUGUCCACCUGUGUGCUCUCUCCUUUGGUGAUGGGAGCUGCCUGUGCCACUUUGGGCAGUGGGAUGGGAGGAUCAUCUUCUGACUCUGUCUUCCCCCAGGGAACUUGAGCCUGGCCAACACCCUCCUCAAGGCAUUUAGAUUUCUGCCCUCCACACAAGUUAGAAAUAAAUGCUGUGUUGCCCUGUGCAAACCCUGCAGUCCCCUCUGUGCCACUCCACGCCCUGCACUGCUGCCAGCUCUGCAGGACAGCAGACACAGGGGCUGCCCAGCACCUUCCUGUCCCAAGCCUGACCUUCUCCUGAAGCACAACCCUGCUGCUGGAAUUUAACACCCCUGCAAUCUUUAUUGGAUUGAAAAUGCUGAUGGUGUGUCCCGCAUGGCAUUAGGGCAAGUCUGAUAAGAAUGAAAAUUAAAUACAUUCACUGACUCUCAGCUGAAAAAUCUGUCUGAUCUGUAUCCUGGGGUGAUGGUUCCUGAUGCCUUUGUGUAAUUUUUUUUCAGAAAUCACCAUUUCCCACAUGCCAAUUGCUCCUCACUGUGUUUGUUUUGUUUUUUAAUAUUCUGCAUGAUGUAUAAUAUAUUAUUGUCAAAUACAAAUUAUUCCACACUGAA